Molecule: messenger RNA, 1994 nt
Organism: Teleopsis dalmanni
Lineage: Eukaryota; Metazoa; Arthropoda; Insecta; Diptera; Diopsidae
Product: GATA zinc finger domain-containing protein 14-like
Exons: 2
Coding region: 58-1752 (564 amino acids)
Source: RefSeq, a predicted model, not a curated record
GUAUAUUUUACCAAUUUAGAAUUUUUUCGAAAUCCGAAAUUAAGAUAAUUAGACAACAUGCCAUUAGGAAGAAGUAUUUGUUUUGGAUUUUUCAAUAAAAUGAGAAAACUAUUUAGAUAUUAUUCGGCAAAAUCAAGGCGUUCCAAUAGCAGAAGGAUAAGAUUUACUUCAAGCACUAUAUGGCGCGAUAUAAUACGUAAAGGAAAAAUUGAUUUGAUUAGCAUUAAUCCAUUUGUGAAUUAUUUAAAUGAAUAUAAAAGAAUAUCACGAAAAUAUCUUAAAGGUGAGCUUAAAUUGACAGAUAAUCGUGUAAUAGCUUCACGUCUAUCUGAAAAACAAUCCGUCGUUUUGGCGAGUAAUUCUAAUCAUGAAUUCAUUUUGCGACAAUUCGCAGUGGAGAACUGGAAUUCAAUGUCAUAUCGAGAGCGAAAGCUUUUCAUUAAUUUGGCGCAGCAGAAACAAAAUUGGUUACAGUCUUUUGGUAAUACCAUUAGAGUGACAGCGAGUGCACCUAAUAUCAGUUUAAAAUCAUCUGAUGCCAGCAAUGAAACUUUUGGUAUAACGAAACUUAGUAUCCACUCCCACGGUAAUGAUGAAACAAAAUUACCACCUAGUCAAUUGAACUUACCUUUAAGUCGCUUAUCAGUGAUUAAUCCAAAAUUAAAAAAUAAUGCGAAAAAUGGAUCUAUUCAAAAGAAGACAUCUAAGAAACUUUAUCGUUCCGUAUCCAGACCUAUUAAAACAAAACGUAAAAACAGUAAAAGACAAACUGAAGUAGGUGAACAGAACGAACCUAUCCCCGUCUGUAAUGUUGAUAUAAAGACUCUACUUAGUCAGUUGGAAUUAAUUUGUCUCUCCAAUAUCAACGAUAGUAGUUUAAACAAUCAAUUAAAUUCUCGCCCUAGCCAAGUAUCAAAUGAACAUGCUGAAAAUAACAAUGAGUUAGCAAGCAAUUUAUAUGAGACAGCAAGUGUAUCUAAUAUCGCAUCAAAUUGUAUGAACUCACAGCAUAUAAAACACAAUCGUACGACACCACUGCGUAUAAACUCAAAUCAUAAGAAAGCCAAGCCAAGAAACAAAUGGAAAUAUAAUUUGAAGCCAACUAGACAAUUUGCAGUUUCUACCCAAAACUUUGAGAAGGAUGAUUUCGAUAACGAUAUCUCACAUAACGAAUCUGAUACAUCAACUCUGGACUUUGGAAAAGAGAAUGCAUUGAAUUUUCCUUUGGAUAAUGAUUAUACAGAGGGUAUUAAUGAUACUAAAAAACGUAAACGGAGAUCUGCAAAGAAUAAAUUUAAUAGCGGUAUUUCACGAAGACAAUGCAACAUGUCUACUCCGAGCAGUGGUACAGAGAACAAAAAAACAUAUGUAUCAAAUAGUCAAUAUAGAAAACUUAUGAAAUAUUAUUCUUCUGCUGUCAUAAAAUCUAAAAAUAUUAGAAGAAUCAAGAACAGUGCUCAGAAAUAUCGGAAAAAUAAUUCCGAUAGCGAUACGUCAGACAAUACAUCCAGUAUUAUUGCUAUGAAUAAUGGAGCAGAAAAUGAAAAUUUUAUAUCUAAUAGCCAAUAUGGGAUUAAUAGAAGUUCUAGCAUUGCUAACAAAUCAAGAGUUCACCAGAACAAUAUUAAUAGUGAUACAACAGCUAAUCAAUCUAGCACGUCUUCUAAGGCUGCUCUCACACUUCAGGGUCGCAGGAAUGCCAAAAAAUGUGCUGCUUGUUUAGAUGUUACCAAAUUCAAAACUUACAAGUAAAAGAAACAAAUUUAAAAUAUGCCUUUUAUGCGCAUUUAUAAUUAAGAUAUAUUUGGUGUAAUUGUUUUAAAUUACUAUAUUUACUCUACCAUGCGACGCAAAUUUCAACAUCCAAAGAAAUCAAUAAAUUUUGUAUAUAUAGUGUCAAGUUUGUCGAAAAUUGUGAGAACAGCUUUAAUUUAAUAUUUAAGCUGCUGAUUCUGUGUGUCUGCCUAAUUUCAUAACUGGGAACUUCGACUUUG